UUCAACAUUUAUUGGAUGCCAACCACCGUUAAACUUCAACGAAGAAGAAGGAGUGUUUCCGUCAAGAUGGCUGUCGGUGCCUUCCCCAUCGCCAAGCUCCUCUACCUCGGUGUACGGCAGCUCAGCAAGCCCGUAGCCAACAGGCUCAAGGCCGGGGCUCUCCGGAGCGAGUUCUUCAAGACAUAUGUUUGUCUUCCACCGGGACAGAUUUACCACUGGGUGGAGAUGAGGACCAAGAUGAGGAUCAUGGGUUUUCGGGGUUCCACCAUCAAGCCCCUGAACGAAGAGGCGGCAGCAGAGCUGGGUGCAGAGCUACUGGGGGAGGCCAUCAUCUUCAUCGUCGGAGGGGGGUGUAUGAUCCUAGAGUACAGUAGACAGGCGGCCAACUCUAAGAGGAAGGAAGAAGAGCUGAGUCACACCAUUGGCAGUCUGCAGACACAGAUAGGAGAGCUGACCUUGAACACAGAGACACUGGAUGCCAGGCUAAGGGAGGUCAACAGGCUGCUGCUCUCCUUACCACCGCCUGUUACCACGCAAGUUCCUGUUUCGGAUCCUGCUAUCACUCUGGCUUCCUCUUCUGUGGAUCCCAGUCAAAAGUGAUGCCUGUGUCAUUUCUGAAUCAGCCUGAUGGUCGUCAGAUCUGUUUGCCUUUAGCCAAGUUCUCGCUCAUGUCAUAACUAACCUUUUCAUAUCUGUCUCUCUCUCUCUCUCUCUCUCUCAAUGUAGUGUUGUCAGACGAGACUAAAGGACUCUACACACACACACGCACACACACACACUCUGCAAACGGAGCGACGGAGAUCCGUUUGUGUCGAUCCCUGCUUACUUUUGUGCGGCUGAAUUUAUGGAGUGGACCGUGUGGGUGUGUGUGUGGAGUCCUUUCCGUCUAGGUUAUGAUGCCACACGAGUCAGCUGUUGGCUAAAACAGACAGAUCUCUGUCCACCAGGUUAUGUCUGUUAAUAAAAGGACUGUGACACUUAACCGUA
Messenger RNA from Oncorhynchus tshawytscha (Chinook salmon), 987 nucleotides. RefSeq names its product outer mitochondrial membrane lipid metabolism regulator OPA3 (gene opa3). The transcript has 2 exons. Lineage: Eukaryota; Metazoa; Chordata; Actinopteri; Salmoniformes; Salmonidae. Gene Ontology annotation, biological process: regulation of lipid metabolic process. The record is from RefSeq and is a predicted model, not a curated record. The coding region runs from base 16 to 600 and encodes 194 amino acids. Gene Ontology annotation, cellular component: mitochondrion.